Messenger RNA from Diutina rugosa, 1257 nucleotides. RefSeq names its product phosphatidylinositol 4-phosphate-binding protein (gene GGA2). The transcript has a single exon. NCBI's taxonomy places the organism in Eukaryota, Fungi, Ascomycota, Pichiomycetes, Serinales, Debaryomycetaceae. Gene Ontology annotation, molecular function: ubiquitin binding; phosphatidylinositol binding. Gene Ontology annotation, biological process: Golgi to vacuole transport; Golgi to endosome transport; protein transport to vacuole involved in ubiquitin-dependent protein catabolic process via the multivesicular body sorting pathway. The record is from RefSeq and is a predicted model, not a curated record. Bases 1 to 1257 code for a protein of 418 amino acids. Gene Ontology annotation, cellular component: trans-Golgi network.
AUGCACCGUUUAUUGCUGAACAAAGGGUACAUUUUCCCCGAAGUCAAGCUUGAAGACGCUGCCGUGCUUAACCCUCUGGAUAACCUCAAGCUGCUUGAGCAAAUCCAACAAGAAGAAGCCAUCGUCCACCUGGCUAAAUUGCAAGAACUCAUCCGCAGAGGCAAGCCGCAGGACUUACAGGAAGCUAACAAGUUGAUGAAGAUUAUGGCUGGGUUUAAGGACGACAAUGUUGUCGAGCUGAAGAAGCAAGUGUCGCAAGACGUCGCCAAGUUGAAGCGCAAGACCGAGAUCCUCGCCGAAAUGUUGGCGCUGAUCGAGCUGACAGGCCAGGGUAUCACUUCUGACCACGACACCGUGCACGAGUUGUACGCCCUGAUUAAGCUGUCGCAGCCUAGCAUUUUGAAGAUCGUCGAAGAAAACGACGACGCCGACCAAGUGCAGGAGCUUUUGGCGUUGAAUGACAAGGUCAACUCCGUCGUGCAAAAGUUCCAGCUUUUGCGUGGUGGUAACGUCGAAGCGGCGCAACUGAUCAACGUUGGCGGCGGCUCGCAAAACUUAAUCGAUUUUGACGACGACGACACCAGUGCCCCUAUUUCCAACGACGAAAAAGACAAGCAAGGCUACAACGACUUGUUGAGUGAAUUGGCCGACUUGUCGUUUGGUGGUGCGGCGGCGGCUCCUCGUACCACCAACCCGUUGGACUUGUACGGUUCUGGUGGUAUUGCCUUGGGCUCCUCCUCCGCCACCCCGGUGCCUGUGGCUCCCGUUGCUGCUAAUGCGUCUCUUGACAUCUUCGGCAUGUCGUCGCCCUCGCCCCAGUUGGAGAGCAACCCCGUGCCUCCUGCCAACAACCAGCUUGACCCCUUCGGUCUCGACUUCCCUCAAGCUACUCCCGCCCAAGUUCUGGGACAAAGCUUCCGUCAAACCAUUGCCGUGUCCCAAUCGGGUGCGUUGAAGAUUGAGGUUGGUGUGUUGCCUCAAUCGAAUGCUAGCCACUUCAGCGGACGCGUGUUGUUGUCCAACACUGGUCUGGCUCCCAUCGAUCAGAUUAAGUUCAUGAUCGCCGUCCCCAAGCUGUGCAAGUUGAACUUGCAACCCCAGCUGGCUGACCGGAUUGCCGCGUUCACCAACAACGGAGCCACCCAGGACUUCUCCAUCGAGAACCCUCAAAAUAAGGCCCUUAAGAUUAAGUGGAAGGCUGAGUUCUCGGUGAACGGCCAAGCCUCGGAAGAGCUGGGGGUGUCAGUAUUAGAAUAG